Molecule: messenger RNA, 2886 nt
Organism: Diaporthe amygdali
Lineage: Eukaryota; Fungi; Ascomycota; Sordariomycetes; Diaporthales; Diaporthaceae
Product: sporulation protein
Exons: 3
Coding region: 1-2886 (961 amino acids)
Biological process (GO): positive regulation of transcription by RNA polymerase I; positive regulation of rRNA processing
Cellular component (GO): nucleolus
Molecular function (GO): protein binding; RNA binding
Source: RefSeq, a predicted model, not a curated record
AUGGCGUCCUCAAAGUCCCAGGCCAGCAAAGGUGUAGACAAGCGGAAGAGAGAAAAGCUAGACCAGGAGGACUCCUCACACAAGAAGAAAAGGAGACAAAAGCACCAGGACAAGCACGACGAAACCCCAAGCGCAUCGCCCAGGAAGAAAGCAGCAGCGCCUGCUGCUGAGGACCAGCACGGUUCAGAAGACGAUUCGACUUUCAAUGACUUAUUAUCCAAGCACAACAAGCCACGGACUCAAUCGAACGGCGAAAGCACAAAGGCCAAGACCCUACAGAAAUGGAGGAUCUCGGAGCCAAUGGGUGGAAGAAUGUCUGAUAUAGAUCCCAUUUUCAGUGCCGAUGAAAAGUCUCUCCUCGUCGCCUACGAUACCUCCCUCCAAGUAUACUCCGUUGCCGACUCUCUUCUCGUCCGCAGGAUCGCCCUACCCCUGAUCGGCGCAAACAAUGGCGCACCCUACCUUGUGGCUGCUGCUCUCUCCCAAGUGACAACAGAUCUAGUUUGGCUUGCGUCUUCCGACGGCAGGAUAUGGCGGAUAAACUGGAGGACAGGAGCUGGCACAGAGAAUUGCCUCCAAACGGAUGCAGGUGUCAUACAUGACAUGACUCUUGGUGCCGUCACCGUCAACAAGAGACCAACCGACAUCCUGUAUGUUUCAGAGAGUCUCAAGAAUGGUCACAGAAUUGUGGCAUACGACCCAUCUGAUCUCGCCCAGCCAACGAGCCAGGUGUUGAAAAAGCAGUUAGGAAAAGCGACCAUUCUGCGAACCACAAAUGGGGGCAGCAUCCUUACCGCCGCCACGGGGAACACGCUGAUGGUGGGUGCUGCACGGCAGAAGAGCGUUGGAAGUAUUGUGGAUCUGGCCUACGACUUUUAUUCCAUUAACACUAGCGACGACGUCUGCUGUCUGAGCGUGAGGCUCGCACCAAAAAAAUCAGGCUCGAAGAAGAAGGCCGCACAUGAGUCCAGCGAACCUGUACUGGAUGUUGCUGUCGGAGGUGUGCGAGGAGCCAUCUACAUAUACUCGGAUCUGCUCUCGCAAUUGCGAGCCAAAUCGCGGAAGGGCCUUGAGGUACCAAAGAAGCAACAUUGGCACCAAAGGGCCGUCCAUAGCAUUUAUUGGUCACCUGACGAUACUGGCAAGCUUGAUUUCCUGCCUCACCUCGCAGCCAGCAUCGAAAACGUCGUAGUGUCUCCCAGCGGCGCCUCUUACGCUGUCCAUAUGGAUGACAAUUCGACAAUGAUACUUUCUACCGCCGAGAUGAAGCCGACGACCUACGUAUCUGGGCUUCAAUCAUUGGUCUUUGACGCUCAAAAACCAAAGGACGCACUUGUGGGUCGAAUUUUUGAGGGUCUUAGAGAGAUUAAUGCACCACUAGCAGCAGCCAUUGAUCCAAAAGAUCCGUCGCAACUGCUCAUCUGCGUUGGAACCAGCCAGCAGGCCAGUCGGACUGGACCUCUACCCGUUACGCCGUUCCUUCAACGGUUUGAUCUGGGCUCGUUCCAAAGCAUAUCUAAACAGCCCCUGACGAGGACGAAUACCACGGAGCUGUACACUGCACCAAAUGGCUACCCUAUAGUCGAGCCGCGGGCGUGCCAGCUUGCGUUCUCCUUUGACGGAAGAUGGCUUGCCACAAUCGACGAAUGGGAGCCACCAGAGCGAGACACAAACGCACUCACCGAGGGCUCAAACGCUGCAGCAAUAGAGUAUUCGCGUGAGCGUCGGGAAAUCUACCUGAAGUUCUGGGAGACGAAGGAGGAUGGGACGACCAUGGAGCUAUCGAGCAGGAUCAAUGGUCCUCACUCAACUCGGCAGUCAGAUGAGGUCUUCGACAUCGCUGCAGAUAAGGUUUCCAACAAGUUCGCCACGGUCGGCGAGGACGGCGUCGUGCGGAUAUGGUCGCCCCAACUCCGUGAGCGUGACGGCCUGACGACCACUGCCCCAAACGGCCAGGCGCUGGUUAGCUGGUCAUGCGUUCGGACGAUUGCCCUUGGUGAAAGCACAAAGUCGCAAGACGAGCUGUUGCCCUUGGGUGGUCGGGCAACGUACAAGAAGAGCGGGGCCCUGACAUACUCCGAGGAUGGGUCGAUUCUUUUCGUUGCUUACGGUCACUACAACGAAAUCGUGAUUUACAUCAUCGACAUGGAGUCGGGUGAGAUCCGCAACACCCUCCACGAUAUGUGCAAGGGCGCGAUCCGAUCGCUGCAGCUCUUGACCUCGUGCCUUGUCAUCCUCUCAGAAGACCUCGCAGUCUACGACCUCGUGGCAGACGAGCUCCGGUACGGCGUCAAGCUGGGACAGCGGUCCGAGCCCGCUGCGCGACUGACGCACCUCGCGGUCGACCAGACCUCAAAAACCUUCGCCAUCUCCGUGCCCUUCCUCAGGGGGGCCAACGGCCGGCUGUCCCGCGGCGCCGUCUCGGAGGUGGCCAUCUUCGGACUGGACGACAACGAGCCGCUGCUCAUGCAGAAGCUGCCCCACCUGCUCACAUCCGUCCUGCCGGCCGCAGGGUCCCCGGGCUUCAUCGCCGUCGACUCGGCCGCCCAGAUCUGGCCCAUCACCGAGGGCGCCGACUCGAGCAAUAUCGCCCGCCCGCUCUCUGAGCUUAAGCUCGACGACUUGCCGGCCGACCAGGAGCCUGCCGCCGAGAGCACCGUUGUCCUCCUAAACGGCAACGGCGAUGACGAGGAGGAGGCCAGCGAUGGCGAGCAAGAGGAGGCAAUGGACGUAGACGAUGACGAUGACGACGCGCACGCCGCUGUCGUCGCGCCGCAGCGGCUGGCUGAGAUCUUCGACGCGGCCCCUGCGUUCGCGAUGCCACCCAUCGAGGACACCUUCUACCAGGUGGUUAGGCUGUUCGCGCAGAAGCCUACUGCGCCAUGA